This is a messenger RNA of Chionomys nivalis (European snow vole), 2076 nucleotides long. Its product is annotated as type-1 angiotensin II receptor A. The coding region runs from base 113 to 1192 and encodes 359 amino acids. Lineage: Eukaryota; Metazoa; Chordata; Mammalia; Rodentia; Cricetidae. Gene Ontology annotation, cellular component: membrane. Gene Ontology annotation, biological process: G protein-coupled receptor signaling pathway; immune response; regulation of vasoconstriction. The transcript is spliced from 2 exons. The record is from RefSeq and is a predicted model, not a curated record. Gene Ontology annotation, molecular function: angiotensin type II receptor activity.
UGGUAUACCAUGGCUGGCACUUUCUCCAGAUAAAUCACUACAGCCAUCCCUGGAAGUCAUCACCAGGUGCAUUUUGAAUAGUGUCUGAGACUAAUCGACCCAGAAAAGCAAAAUGAUCCUCAACUCUUCUACUGAAGAUGGUAUUAAGAGAAUCCAAGAUGACUGUCCCAAGGCUGGCAGGCACAAUUACAUAUUUGUCAUGAUUCCAACUCUCUACAGCAUCAUCUUCGUGGUGGGAAUACUUGGAAACAGCUUGGUGGUGAUUGUCAUUUACUUUUACAUGAAGCUGAAGACUGUGGCCAGUGUUUUCCUUCUGAAUCUCGCCCUGGCUGACUUAUGCUUUUUGCUGACUUUGCCACUGUGGGCUGUCUAUACCGCUAUGGAGUACCGCUGGCCCUUUGGCAAUCACCUGUGUAAGAUCGCAUCAGCGAGUGUCAGUUUCAACCUCUACGCCAGCGUGUUCCUGCUCACCUGUCUCAGCAUUGACCGCUACCUGGCCAUUGUCCACCCGAUGAAGUCUCGCCUCCGCCGUACCAUGCUGGUGGCCAAAGUCACCUGCAUCAUCAUCUGGAUGCUGGCUGGCUUGGCCAGUUUGCCAGCUAUUAUCCACCGGAAUGUGUAUUUCAUUGAGAACACCAAUAUCACAGUCUGCGCUUUCCACUAUGAAUCUCAGAACUCAACCCUCCCCAUAGGGCUGGGCCUGACCAAGAACAUUCUGGGCUUCCUGUUCCCUUUUCUGAUCAUUCUCACCAGCUAUACCCUAAUCUGGAAAGCCCUAAAGAAGGCUUACGACAUUCAGAAGAACAAGCCGAGAAAUGACGACAUCUUUAGGAUAAUUAUGGCGAUCGUGCUAUUCUUUUUCUUCUCCUGGGUUCCCCACCAAAUAUUCACUUUUCUGGAUGUCCUGAUCCAGCUGGGCGUCAUCCGCAACUGUAAAAUCUCUGACAUCGUAGACACUGCCAUGCCGAUCACCAUCUGCAUAGCAUAUUUUAACAACUGCCUGAACCCCCUGUUUUAUGGCUUUCUGGGGAAAAAAUUUAAGAAAUAUUUCCUCCAGCUUCUGAAAUACAUUCCCCCGAAGGCCAAGUCCCACUCAAGCCUGUCGACAAAAAUGAGUACGCUUUCCUAUCGCCCUUCGGAUAACAUGAGCUCAUCAGCCAAAAAGCCUGCAUCUUGUUUUGAGGUAGAGUGACAGGUCCAGAGUCUGCUGGUGAAGCUGUGACAGAAGCCAGGGCCGCAUGCAGUUAGAUGGCACACUACCAAAGGAACAUUCACCCCUGCCUAGGAUCUAAGCAGAACAUGCAUUCAAUGGACUGUAGGUAUUUUCUAAAAACUCUGAAAGAAAACUUUGACAAGAAACCAAGCAAAGCCGCUCCUUGCCGCAUCUUGCAAUAGGUGAUGGCUGCCCAAAGGAAGAGUCAGGAGCCAUAUGGAUUUGUGGGUUUGGAAAGCGUUUGCUGGCAGAAAUGCAAUCUCCUCAGUCCCCUCUUGCUAUGUUCCUUUUGAUUUCCACAUGAAGGUAUGUAGAGCUUGUUGAAUGUUUAGAAACAAGAGGCAGGAGGUCAAGAUUAUUUGUUCUGCUCAAUGUCCAGAGGGCAAGGAACCUUUUUUUGAUCCCUUUAGUCAUUAGUAACAGCAGCCUGCUUGUCCCUGUUACUGCACUUAUCAGGCAAAGAUUUCCUAAGCUGUAGUGAUCAUGUUUCAGGAUCCCUUUGUAAAUUUCAGUCAGUGUCUUACUAAUGUCCAGCGACCCCAACCAAUGCCAGCUAGUGGUGUAUUUAUGUAGCAGUGUUACCAAAGUCACACAUCAAAGGCAAACUGCUUGUAAUUACUGUGACUUCCUAGGUUCUUCAGCUUUACUUCACAUGUAAGAAUUGUAUACUGUCGGUGGUGAAUAGACUAUAGAUCAUAAAAUCUGCCUUGCUCUCUAAAAAAGUAUAUAUUCUCUACAGCUCUAAACUGUCAUUUGGUGAAAAUCUGGCAAUGUUAUGUUUACCUCAAAAUAAAGUAAUUUUAUUGUAAUGUAUCUAAUCAUUAUUUAAAAUCGAAGCUUGUCUAUUUUUACAAUGACAUGGA